UGUUAAAGGCGCCUCUAAAAUCAUCUGAAAUUCGGCAGUGAAAAGCGUUUGAAUGUUUUCUUUUUAAGCAGUUUGUAAUAAAUGUGUUGCGUUUUUUAUAUUACGUGAAUUAUGGCUAUGAGACCAAGCAUAAUUUUUCUCUUUGAUCUAGAUUUUCUUUCUAUCAGAUCCAGUAAUAAUGUGGUUAAUAGUGAUGAUGAUUUCCGUUCACAGUGUAUUCAUCUUUUACGACACAUCGCUCUGAAUAUUUUGAACUACUUCAGUGAGCAACAAAUUAAUAUUCGGUGGGGCUACCGCUUUUAUUCUUCAUCGAAUUACCAUCUUACUAACAAAGCAAGUUUUGUGGACCUUAAUGCCUACACGGUGGAGGAGUUUGAAGAAACAUUAACUGUUCGUUUUGAACAGAAUAAUGGAUUGACUGAUGGAGCAUGUUUCAGUCAAAUGACUGGAGCUUGUGUUCUCAGUCGAACCCUUCAAGAUAUUAUCUCAGAUUAUGAUUGGAAAGCACCCUCUGAUUCCUUGACCCCUACCAGAAAAGGGAAAAAAGCUGGGAAACAGCUUGAGCAGGGAUUACAAAAUAUGGUGUUCAUAUUUACUGAAGUACCUGCUGAUGAAGGAAUAAAAUCAUUUUGUAGAUUCAGUGUACAAGAUGAACUAUCAACUAAAUCAAUUACAAAUGCCAUAUUGCCUAAAGAGUUGGCAAAACGUUUCCAAGAGUUUCAAUUAAGUCUGAAUUUCAUAGAUUUUUCUAACAAAAAGAAGACAAUGUUUAGGAAAAUUGCAAGUAACUUACGUGGGGCAGUCAUUAAUGCACAGUUCCUUAUCUCACCCUUCAGUUUUAGUCAAAUAUUGCAAGCGUCAUGCUUUACAGAAGAUGACACCCCAAAAGAAUGUCAUUCUUGCCAAUCUCUUUCUCUUGGUUCUAAAAUAAUAGUGUUUAUUCUACACCAAGAACCAAUCAAGUUCCAAGUUCAGUGCUGGAACCCAGGAUGCACAAAAUCUAGUCUUUGUUUGGAGGACACAAAUAUUAACAAUACUGUGAUCAACUGUAAGGCAGUACAGAAAACAUCAGUGCCAGUCGCCAGCUUGUUGAACUAUGAAUCGUUAUAUCUACUCACCAGCAAUAGCAUAUUGGUACCGGAGCUUCGCUUUCACAAAAUAUCAUGGAUUGGUCAGUUGAAUGAUCGAUUCUGUUGCAUUUCACCACUCACUUCACGGACAGCUUCUUUGUUAUUCCCAUCCUCUGAUAACUCCACCUUUCAGUUCUGGGCUGCAAAUCUUUUUGAAAGUACAAGCCAGAAAGAAGCAAAAUUUUCGUGUACUAGAAAUUUUGUCGAAAAACUCGUUGAAGAUAAUCUUAGUUGCUCACCAUACGCUGAACAUGUUCCGUCUUCAAUUACUAACCAGGACCACAGGUGGUAUGUCCGGAGUCAUCUCAAAGGAAACUAUGUCGAAAAGAAAGGAACUCACCUAGGAAUGCAUUGGCAAAUACUUAAGGACUGCUUUCAAAAUGAAGAAAUCCAAGAAGAAGGCAUAAAGGAGUUCAAUAACAAUUCGUUUGAUCAACUGUCCCUCCCUAUACACCAAAGCGACAUAUCUGGAGGUGUUUCAGCCAAUUGUAACGAGGCUGCAAUUAAGAAAAUCGGCAGUAAUAGGAUUCAAAACCUUCGCGCUUCUACUCUUCUACAGAAAAGCCAAGAGGUGCGGGCAAAAAACGAUGAAAUGGAAAGAGAAAAAAUCUACAAAGAGAAGCAAGUAGCAGAAGAAAAGAAGGAGAAAGUAUGGAAAGAACUUCAAGUCUACUUGUCAAACCUGCGUUCAUCCAUCGCGUUUGGGGAAGGUGUAAUUCGAUUAGUUCCAAAUACGGAAAAAUUUGAUCAACAAAAGAUAUUAGAUAGCUGUCUAAAGCUCAAACACCAGGAGUUUACAUCCCAACUUGAAGACUGGCAAUUAUUGUGCCUAGUGCAGGUGAUAGCCAGUACUAUCCUUUAUGUCUUCGAAGAAAAAACAUCAUUGGUACCGGGAUAUGAAAUAAUCCAACAAAACUUGAUGAAGAAACCUGGAACUGUUAAUCGCACAACGCCGAAAGAUAGCAAAGUUUUCGAAUUCAAGUUUCAAAUCAUGCUCCGUCUUGAAUUGUGUUGGGUCGUCCCUUCGUUAAUAGGAGAAGAAGAAGAUAUGCUGCAAGAGACUGUUAGCUUGUUUCAAAUGCUUUCAAUCCAUUCCAAUCCUCAAAUAAUAACAAGUUUUUUUCAGGAUGCUUUGAUACAUAGUUUUGAAAACAUGCUCCCUGAGUUUCUAGUUAAUUUGGGUGAAGAAUUAAAUCAGCCUAUUCCGGCCAGCUUGAGUGAGCAGGUGCGACUGAAAACUUCAAUUCGGACUCCAAGUCCCGCCCUUAGUUCGAAAGUGCCGUCUGUUCAUUCAGUUGCUUCCCAGCAAGAAACAAGUAACAGUCAAAGAUCAGUCGCACGCGAAUUAAGGUCGAGAACGCUGUCCAGGCAACCAAGCCUCAAUGUUCUUCAGCACAAAAAACAGAUUACUCUUCCCAACAAGGUGGAGAAAGUUCCAGUCGCUGCGAAGAAAGAAGAAUCAAAUGAAGUGGUUCGAGUACGUCGUAGCUUACAAUUUGGUGCGGAGAUACCCCUUCAAAAAAAUAGAAGUAAAUCGCCAUGUAAAGGAGCUUCAAGAAAAUUGAACACAUCGUUCGAACCAAUAGCAGAGUUCACGACGCCUAGCAAAGCACCAAAUGCCAUUCUAGCGCCAGAAACGCCAUCCCGUCUUCGUAGCGAUAAUAAAAACAAAAAAACUGAUGGCAUUCACGUUGUCGGUGAAUCACCAGAAAUUAAACAAGAAGUUUUGCGAAGGAGCCCACGACGAUUGGAAGCAGCUAUCGCAUUGCGCCGACGAGCAUCGUUUUACUCUUCGUUGACCUCGGAGUUGAAUCCGGAAAAGGGAGCAUCGCGGAACUGGUCAAGAGGAGAGAGCCAAGUUUGGUCAGAAAAGGCUAAAGCCAAUACCAGCAUCCAACCUACAGAAGACAUUAUUCCACAAGUUGGGCAAUCUGCAAGAUUUCUCUUCUCCAAGAUUCUGUCGAGAAACGACUCCAUGCCCACCACUGAGCUCGGUUUUAGUCAUCGGGCAACUGUCAUCGAAUCCGAUAACUCACAGCCCAUACCAUCGCUCGCUACCCCACGAAAGGGUGAUUCGACUAUGCUUUUACCGCCUUCCACGCCGUCACGUCAGCGGUUAACAUUUGGCGAACCAGCAACAUCAUCAGUGUUGGUCCAGGGCACGCCUCAUAAGACGCCAAUGAAAACGCCGAAACAAGUGCAGUUUAAUUUCAGCUUUCAGCCAGCAACUCCGUCAUCAAAGGUUGUCCCCGAUCCUAGAAGUAUCUUGAAAUCGCCCAUGUCAUUUCAAUCGCAUGAAAGCAGAACGCCGUGUAAAACUGGCCCUCUUGGUCGGCCUGGACAUCAAGUAAUCCACUUUUUGGAUGACACUAAUUUUACGGGUAGACACCAGUUGGAGCUCCAUAGUCCUUUGAAAACAGAAGGAAAUGAAUCAAAGAAAGAAGACAAAGCAGAUGGAUUUUCGGAGGAUGACUCCAGAUUAUCUCGUGAAUCUAUUAACGUUCCUUUUAUUCAACGUGAAGUACACAAGCUCGAUGAAAAUACGCUACGACAGAAUCAAGAAGUUGAACUUCAAUCGCCCGCCAAAGCGGAACGUCCUUCGAUCGUUUCGCCGUUGACACUCCGUCGUUCGUCUCGGCAUCCACUUUCUUAUCAAAAUAACCAAGCCAGUAAUUUUUAUCAACAUAACCCCAACUGGUCGGUAGUCAAUUAUAGACGGCCAAACGUCGAGGGAACUAGUGGUGUUCGACCUUCACCGGAUUUUUCGGGACUGGUUAAUAACGACGUCAACGAAGAUCCAUAUGAGUUCGAAGAAGAAACCGAAGCGAAACCCAAACGCUUGACGCUUGUAGAUUCAAGCUCGCACAAAAGAAAGCUUUUUCAAUCGUCUGCUGAAAAGACUCCCAUUCCUAAACGACGACGACUCAUUCCAAACGCCUCUCCCAUCGAUGAAUUAAAAACAACACCACCUCCUUGUAAGUUUCAAGCACCAAAAGACGGCAGCUUAUUCCACUUAGAAAAUUCUCCACUUUUGAAUUCUAUUGAAGCCAAAUUUUUAGCUUAGUUAUGUUUUGAGAAACUUAUGUGUAUGAACGUGCAGUUUUCCUCAUUAGAUUUUAAACAAGA
Daphnia magna is the source of this 4256-nucleotide messenger RNA. Its product is annotated as treslin. The transcript has 11 exons. Gene Ontology annotation, cellular component: nucleus. Gene Ontology annotation, biological process: mitotic G2 DNA damage checkpoint signaling; regulation of DNA-templated DNA replication initiation; DNA replication. Lineage: Eukaryota; Metazoa; Arthropoda; Branchiopoda; Diplostraca; Daphniidae. The record is from RefSeq and is a predicted model, not a curated record. Gene Ontology annotation, molecular function: chromatin binding. Bases 112 to 4194 code for a protein of 1360 amino acids.